Molecule: messenger RNA, 975 nt
Organism: Kickxella alabastrina
Lineage: Eukaryota; Fungi; Kickxellomycota; Kickxellomycetes; Kickxellales; Kickxellaceae
Product: putative methyltransferase-domain-containing protein
Exons: 2
Coding region: 53-778 (241 amino acids)
Source: RefSeq, a predicted model, not a curated record
CUUUCUCUGUAGUUGUUGUACUAUUAAUUAAAUACUAAAUUAGAAGAAGAAAAUGGAGCUUGUCAAGUGGCAGUACCGUAGUCCGUACAGCCUCAAGCAGCGCGAGCACGAAAGGCUUUUCGUCUUUGGCGCCCACACUGUCGUGAUGCAGCAGCAGCCGCACAGGGAAAUUAGCCUCCAGCAAAACACCGGCUUUUUGGUUUGGGAUGGCGCGUAUAUUCUGGCAAAGUUCCUGUAUGCGCGCCUGCAUCUGCGCGGCAAGCGCUGUGUGGAGCUGGGCGCUGGAGGCGCGCUGGUGUCGAUUGUCGCCCGGCUGGCGGGUGCUGCGCGUGUGGUGGCGACGGACAUGCCGGAAUAUUUGGAUUUUAUCCGCACGAAUGUCGGCCUGAACAGCGUUGGAACCAGCACACGGCGAGUAAACCUGAGGCUGAAGCCGAAGCCCGAAGCCGAAGCUGAGGUUGAGGUUGAGGUGCGUGAGCUCGUUUGGGGCCACCCGGUCAGUCCAGAUCUGCUGCCUGUUGACGUGGUGUUCGGCUCUGAGAUCCUCUACCUCUCAUCACAGCACACAGCGCUCCUACACACGCUCUCCCAGCUCAUGCAGACAAACCACACAGUGGGUUACUUCAUCUACAAGCACCGCAACCUACAGGAGCAAAACUUUGCAACAUUGGCCCAGGAACAAGGCUUUUCCGUUAAGGAGUUGCCUCAGGCCAUGAUAGAUUCGGAAUUUCACUCUGAAUCUUACGCUUUGUUGAAAAUAAUGAAAGUAAAAAUGUAGCCCCCCAAAAAGGUCCUCCGGCAACUCAUCCCCCUCCCACCAUUAUCAUAAAAAUAACAAUGACAAAAAGGAGAACUCACGAGUGGCGUCCUGUGUGAAUCAAACUAAAUAUGAGCCUAGUUGCAAAACGCAACCGAGCAAUCUAGCUAUAGAAACACAAACUUGGCCAACAAAACAAGUAGAGUUUUGUUCAUUUA